GGGUCGCCACAACAGACGGAGAUUCUGCGACACGAAAUGCAACACAGUGCCGCAAGGAAGCUAUAACUACGCUAGAUUACCCUAAACACACGAGCUUUCCCUCGCAGUGAUAGCUCCACUAUUUAGGAACAGAAGGGAUUCAUUAGUGACAUGUAUUUGCAGCGGCCAGGACUUGAGCGAGAGGGACCAUUAGCGUUUGUUUAUUUUGCGAUGGUUAUCCAAGAAAUUAGAAUUUUCGGUUUGGGGUUCGCCAAGGCCACCAUUUUGAGAAAUUCAGUACUCGUACUGUGCGAAAUUAUGAACAAAAGGAGUUGUUCGUUUUUAAAUCGGCGUAACAUUGGCUUCCCUUACUAUCAGAUUUCACACUUUCUUCUGUCCGUUAAGAAGAAACAAGGCGUAUGGCUAAAUAUAUUUUCUUAUUUGAAACAGUAAAAAGGAGAUAAUUCUAUUAAGACCAGUUUAGAAUUGCGUCGAGCACGGCAAUCAGUCACCACGGUAUUUUACUCGUGACUUUAGUGGCUUUUUACUCUUGACUCUAGUGGCUUAUAUUACUCUUGACUCUAGUGGCUUUUUAUUACCCUUGACUGGUGGCUUAUAUUACUCGUUUCAAGUGCUUCCCUUCGGCUUCGGCUUGAGGUGAUAAUUAUACACUUACCGUCCCCGCAAUUCAGGCUCUGCGUUGGUAUUCACAAAUUACGAGCAUUUUAUUUAUGAAUCUUUAAAAACCUAUACGCACACUACAUGGGACGGGGCAUGCCAUUUCAGGCUAGACAAGCGAGGGAAAUUAACAACGCAUGAGCACGGGGAGAAAUUUCUUAUUUGCUUUGAAUUCUUUAUCAUUAUAACUAAAAGGCGAUUUGAAGUCUCGGUGCAUCGUCGAUAGGUAUGGGUUUUUUGGGUUAUCUGUGAUUGUGUGCCUACGUGAAUAUGAGUCGUGUAUCGGGAAGAAUGCGUCAUCAAGGUUGUUGACGGCGGGUCACGCUUGAUUGGCGGGAGAUUUUCUCGCUUGCUCUUUGUAGUGACCGCCACACAUUAACCUCUCUGGGUUGCCUCUCGCUUAUAAUCUAACACAUCACAACCUUUUUUGGGACGUUACAACUCGGUGUGGAUUUUACGAGCAGUGUAAAGUUUCGUUCGUUUGUGAUGGAAGGAACGAGAAGAAAGCGAGAACGCGAGCAAGCGCCGGCGGUUAGCGAAGACGACUCGGAUAGCUCUCUAAAAGGAUCCGACUCCGAGAACGCCAGUCGAUUGAAACGUAAACGUCGAAAGCCUCGUCUUACUGGCCUUAGCAAGCAACGGCAAGCGGCAAAUGCCCGUGAGAGGAAUAGGACGCACAGCGUCAAUGCAGCAUUCAAUGCUCUUCGUCUUCUUAUUCCAACUGAACCUUCGGAUCGUAAACUUUCCAAGAUAGAAACACUUCGCCUUGCGUCCAGUUACAUAGCGCAUCUGAGCACUAUCCUCAUAAGUGGGACACAGUGCCCCAAUGUGCCGUCUUCUAUGGAUCAUAUCAGAACUAUUUCGCCAUCCUCAGCUAGAAGGGUUUGCACGUUUUGCUUGAGUUUGCUGAAGGCGGUAACAAAAGACGAUAAACCGCUGAGCAGAAACUUUAUGGAUCGCCCGCGAAACCGAGACUCGAAGAGCUGAGUACACGUGAUCAAGUGUGCCGCCCGCAUAGUGCGCGCGUGUCAAGUCACGUGAGCGUAACAACAGGGUAGUGAGACUGAAAGCGAUCAGAAAUACGGUGCUCCUCGGAGAGAACGUGGAAAGAUUUCCAAAUCAAACAGUUACGGCGUUACGACAGCGAAUAUGGAAACUGUUGUAAUUUGUGUCGCUUUGUAAUUGCAUCAAAGUUUUUGGGAGUAUGGGGAAUCGGAAAGUGAGGUACAUUUCGAUGAAACCUUCAUGAUUUACACUAUUUUCAUAUGGCUUUUCGGCUCAAAACAUAUCGAUAUUUUCCUGUUUAUGCAUCAACAAGUAAAUAGAUGGGGACGCGAUUCAUAAAACCGAAGUACGUAAAGGUAAUACUGUUCGGACAAAGAGAUAAAAAAAAAAUAAUAAUUCCAGACAAAAUAUUACCAACCCACUGUUCAUUAAAAAGAACAUCAAUAUUUAUGCCCUCUGAAAAAACUGAAUGCCUGAGGAUUGGAGAAUUUCAUUGUGAGUUUUGGAGCAUAACACGGAAAUGAACGACUCGGGCAACUUUUCUCUUUUAAUAACGUCAUCUUGCUAGCCAUCAAAGACCCGAAACAGUAGGAAACCAGAUUCAAGCUGUGUAUUUAAUUCAAUAAAUCAUCAUCCAAAAACCGA
Molecule: messenger RNA, 2307 nt
Organism: Nematostella vectensis (starlet sea anemone)
Lineage: Eukaryota; Metazoa; Cnidaria; Anthozoa; Actiniaria; Edwardsiidae
Product: transcription factor 15
Exons: 2
Coding region: 1144-1644 (166 amino acids)
Biological process (GO): regulation of transcription by RNA polymerase II; developmental process
Molecular function (GO): DNA-binding transcription factor activity, RNA polymerase II-specific; RNA polymerase II transcription regulatory region sequence-specific DNA binding; protein dimerization activity
Source: RefSeq, a predicted model, not a curated record